This is a messenger RNA of Procambarus clarkii (red swamp crayfish), 1180 nucleotides long. NCBI's taxonomy places the organism in Eukaryota, Metazoa, Arthropoda, Malacostraca, Decapoda, Cambaridae. The record is from RefSeq and is a predicted model, not a curated record.
GGGAGCGCGGAGAGAGUUGCGAGGUGUUCCAAUAAUAACUUCAUUUCCCAAACCUGUGCAAGUUUAUCUCCUCAUUUAAGAGAUUCUUGCAAGUGUUUACAACUUAAAACUGGAUAAAGUGUAAGUGUGAUAGACGGUUCCAAUGGAGCUGCAGGCUCUGCAGUAUCAGAUGUGGCUGGCAGUGAGGAAACACCAGGCACUAAUUGGCCGCCGGCAAGAGGAGCCCCAUAAUUUGGCAAUACAAAAGGAGAUCUUUGAUGUACUCUGCCAGCUUGUCUCUAUAAACGAGAGCCAGAAACUAGUUGUUGCAAGAUUACGAGGAGAGCGGGAAAAUGUCACACUCAAGCAUAAGCAGAAGAAGCUUCACCAAGGUGACAGCAAGGAAGACAUUGACUUACUGUGUGAUGAGCAAAUGGUACAGGACGCACAAGAUCAUGAAGACAAGAGCCAUGCACUGGAUGGUUGUUCACGACGGUCCUGUAAGAGUCCUUCAGAUGUGUUGGGUGCAGUGGUAUCCACACCACCAUACUCGGAUUAUAAUGAAGAAGGACAUGGUGCCAGCUUAGAUGAUUGUUUUGAAGAACCUGCAAUGUGUGGCAUUACAGAUGACCGGAAUGACUCGAGAGAUCUCUCUAGCUGCUGGUGGUCUCCAGAAAAGCCGCUCCAUAACUUUGAACCGCCAACUGCAGACUAUACUCAGGAGGACAUUCAUGAUCUUGUCACUGAGGAUGAAUUUAUGCAUGCAUUGGGUCUACUGACAGUCCGUGAAUGUGAAGACGUGUUGGCCAAGCGCUAUGAGAGAAGGAAACGUAAUGCUUAUUCUCAUAUUUUCUCAAAUACCAUAUGGGAAAAGCCUGAGACACGCCGGAAACGACGAGCUUGGCUGACAUCUGGCGCAGGAUCUCCUCCUACUUUAAGGCGUAAAGUACGGCCUCCGUCUCAGCCUCCAUCACAACCACAGUCUCGCCCGGCUUCCCCUACACAAUCUUCAUGUUCGCCGCUGGCCACAUGUCCUCCAUCACAACCUGCUUCACCUCAGUCUGUGGAAGAGGAGUUUCCUACAUCAUCACAACCAUCAGAAGAGAUCUGCCCCAUGUGCAAAAUAAAGGGUAAUUAUAACAAUUAUUGUUAUUAUUGUAUUAAGUACUAGUUAGUAUAAAGAGGGACUACUGCUCUAUGC